Amphibalanus amphitrite is the source of this 6654-nucleotide messenger RNA. RefSeq names its product lysine-specific demethylase 3B-like. The transcript is spliced from 3 exons. The record is from RefSeq and is a predicted model, not a curated record. Gene Ontology annotation, biological process: regulation of transcription by RNA polymerase II. Bases 50 to 5707 code for a protein of 1885 amino acids. Gene Ontology annotation, molecular function: histone H3K9 demethylase activity; chromatin DNA binding; transcription coregulator activity. Gene Ontology annotation, cellular component: histone deacetylase complex; chromatin. Lineage: Eukaryota; Metazoa; Arthropoda; Thecostraca; Balanomorpha; Balanidae.
GUCGGCCGGCCGCGGCGGUGUGUCUGCGCUGCUGGCAGUCUCCAGUCGGAUGCCCCGCGAGGACAUCCGACUGGAGACGGAGCGGCGGCAGCAGCUGGCGCACUCCAUCCAGCUGCUGCAGCAGAAGGCGGCCCGCCAGCAGCGCGAGGCUCGGCAGGGGAUGGCGCUACCGACCGGUCGGCCGCCGCCAUCGGCUCGGACUCUGCCCGUCAGCCGUCAGCCGCCGGCCGCGCCAGGUUCAGUGCCGCCCGGCACGGGUCCUCCCUCGGCUGUUGGGAAGGCCCCCAGGGCGAGGCCGGGCCCUCCGAGUCUCCGCGGCCCGCCGGCGGCGGCAAACUCGGUCCGGGCGCCGGCGGCGGAGCUCGGUCCGCUGGACAGUAGCGCCGCUCCUCGCCAGAGCGGCCCUGUCGACCAGGCGGCCACUAAGCGGCCCGCCGGCCAGCCGACCGACCGACCGGCGGCCAAGCGCGCCUGUGUGCGGACCGGUCCGGGGAGCACAGUGCCGGUGAGCCCCACCGGCCCCGCGCCGGCCCCUCCAGUCUCCGGCCCCGCACUCGCCGACCCAGCCGCCGCGGGGCGCAGUGCCGCGCCCUCUGCCGUACACGUGCCGCCCGUAGCCGCCGAUCCGGUGAACGGUGACAGCGCUGCCCGUUACUCUCCCGCGUCAGCCGUCAGUGGCUGCCGCACAAGUGCCCCCUCGGCCGCAUUCAACCCCACCCGCUCAGCUGCGUCCACGGCUGCCACCUUCUCCACCCCCAGCCCCAGCCCCAGCCCUGCACCUGUCCCUGGCCCUACGGCAUCGUCCGACGCCAUCCCCACAGCUGCCGACCCCGUACCCACAGCCGCGACAGACACCGUCCCUACAGCCGCGACAGACACCGCCCCUGCAGCUGCUCCCGACGCCAUCCAUGCAGCUGCCGACCCCGUACCCACAGCCGCGACAGACACCGUCCCUGCAGCCCCUCCCGACGCCAUCCCUGCAGCUGCCGACCCCGUCCCCACAGCCGCGACCGACCCCGUCCCUGCAGCUGCUCCCGACGCCAUCCCCACAGCUGCCGACCCCGUCCCCACAGCCGCGACAGACACCGUCCCUGCAGCCCCUCCCGACGCCAUCCCUGCAGCUGCCUACCCCGUCCCCACAGCCGUGACCGACCCCGUCCCUGCAGCCGCGACAGACACUAUUCCUGUAACUGCUCCCAACCCCGUCCCCACAGCUGCCGACCCCAUCCAUACAGCUGCAGCCGACGCCAUCCCUGUAGCUGCUGAACCCGUCCCAACAGCUGUAGCCGAACCUAUCCCUGCAGCUGCCGACCCUAUCUUUACAACUGCCCUCGAUCCCGCUCCUGCAAGUGUUACUAAUCCCAUCCCUACAGCUGUCUCCCAGUCCAUCCCUAUAGCUGCCGACCCCAUACCUACAGCCGCCAAAGACCCCAUCCCUACAGCCGCCAAAGAGCCCGUCCCUACAGCUGCGGCCAACGCGAUCCUUGGAGCUCCCGACCCAGUCCCCACAGGUGUGGCCGAACCCAUCCCUGCGGCUGCCGACACCAUCUUUACAACUGCUCCCAACCGCAUCCCUGCAGCUGCCCUCGACCUUGACCGUACAGCUGUCGACCCCAUCCCUACUGCUGCCGACCACAUCCCUGCAGCUGCUGACCGCAUCCCCACUGAUGGCGCCCCCAUCCCUAUAGCUGCCCCCGACGCCAUCCCUGCAGCUGCCGCUCUCGACGCCAUCCCUACAGCUGUGGCCGACCCCAUCCCUACAGGUGCCGAUCCCGUCUUCGCAGCUUCUCCCGACUGUAUCCCUGCAGCCGCCAAAAACACCAUCUCUUUAGCUGCCCCCGACGCCAUUACUACAGCUGGCGCUCCCAUCCCUAUAACUGCCGCUCCCGACGCUAUCCCUACAGCUGUGGCUGACCCCAUCCCUACGGCUGCUCCCGAUGCCAUCCCUGUAGCUGCCGACCCCGUCAAUACAGCUGCGGCCGACCCCAUCCUAACAGCUGCCGAUCCCAUCUUUACAACUGCUCCCGACCCCAUCCCCACAGUUGCCGACCCCAUCCCUGCAGCUGCCGACGCCAAUCCUACAGCGGCCUAUGAAGCCAUCCCUGCAGCUGUUACCGAUCCCAUAUCCGCAGCUGUGCCCGACCCAAUCCCUGCAGCUGUCCGCGACCCCGUCCGUGUGGCUGCCGACCCCGUUCCUGCAGCUGCCGACCCAAUCCUUGCAGCUGCUCCCGACCCAAUCCCUGCGGCUGUCCCCGACCCAAUCCCUGCGGCUGUCCUCGAUCCCGUCCCUGCAGCUGUUCCCGACCCCUUCCCUGCAGCUGCUGACCCCGUUCCUGCAGCUGCGGCCAUUCCUUUCCCGUCCACCGCUGCCAGUCCCACUCAUAAGGGCAAGAAGGCGUGGCUGAGUCGCUUGGCGAGCUGUGAGGUGGCGGACGGUCCGCGGGAGGGUGGUGUGCACGGCGCCCCCGUCCCGGCAAACACCUCUCCUCAGGGACCGGCGGACGGCACACCGGCCGAGACCGACGGAAAAACGCCGAACGGAGCGGCUGGAACGACAGAGACAGAGACGGCUGGUGCAGCAUGGACCGAGCCUGUUGGUGCAGCAGAGACUGAGACGGUCGGAACGACGGCAACCGAGAUGGUUGAAACGGCAGCGGAAAAGCCGGCUGGCACAGCGGGGACAGAGCCGGCUGGUACAGCGGGGACAGAGCCGGCUGGUACAGUGGGGACAGAGCCGGCUGGUACAGCGGGAACAGAGCCGGCUGGUACAGCGGGGACAGAGCCGGCUGGUACAGCGGGGACAGAGGCGGCUGGAACGGUACCGACAGAGGCGCCGGGGGCAGAAGGGACUGGAUCGAUCAGAUCAGUACGGACGGAGGCGGCUGGUACAGCAGGAACAGAGGCGGCUGGUACAGCAGGAAUGGAGGCGGCUGGUACAGCAGGAACGGAGGCGGCUGGUACAGCGGGGACAGAGGCCAGUGACGCCGCUGAGACAGCUCCGGGUGCUGCGGGAGGGCCGGAGGCGGACGGCACAGCGCCGGCUGAGCCGGCCGGGGCGGGUGGCUGGCCGGAGCAGACCGGGACGGAGACGGAGGGCUCCUCGCCGGCCGAGGUGGACGGCUCGCCGCCAACGAACGGCGACCGGACGCCGCCGGCGGCGGGAGACAGUUCCUCGGGCGACGGCGACGCGGCCGCGUCCAACGGUGUGCUGGCGCCGCGCGCCGCCGCCGCCGCCACCAAGGCGGCCGCCGCCAUCAAGAAGAGCCCCGGCAAACCGAGGAAGAGGUCGGCCGCUAGCCCGGGCGGGGAGGCCGUGAAGCGGCCCUCCGUGAUGGCACUGAAAAAGUCGGGCGAAAAGUUCACGCAGACCAACUUUUGCUGUCAGAUCACGUACAAGCUGCCUCGGUGCCGCGAGUGCCGCGCGGUGCCCACCCAGCGACACAACAAGCCGUCGGGCAUCUACUGCCGGUUCACAGCGUUCCGCAAGGUGCGUUACACGCGCACCGGUCAGCUGGCCGUUGCCGGCUUCUGCGACCCGUUCACCGACUCUGGCGGCGAGAGCGACCGGCUGUGGCGCGCCAGCGCGGCCGGCCCGCCCACCAUGCAGCCUGAGAUCGCCAAGUUUCUGCUGGCGCACGUCGGUAACCAGUUCUGUGACCUGGUGUCCGAGGAGGAGGCUGCGCGUCGCGCGCACAUGGGCGACGACCAGACGGUCGCCUGGAAGCGGGUCGUGCAGGGCUGCCGCGAGAUGUGUGACGUGUGCGAGACGACGCUGUUCAACGUGCACUGGGUGUGCUCGCGGUGCGGUUUCGCCGUCUGCGUGGACUGCUACCGGGGCCGGCGAGACGGCACGGCGCGCAGCUUCGGCGACCCGCCGCCGGAGCGCGACCAGUUCCGGUGGCUACUGUGCGGCGCGCGGCCGCACCAGCAGGAGCGGCUGAUGCUGACGCAGAUUGUGGCCGGUGACGCACUGCAGACACUGAACCGACAGGUGCACGAGGCGCGCCAGCUGGCCGGCCUGCCGCUCAGCUGCGACUGCGAGCUGGCCAAAAAGCUGCAGGCCGAGGCGGCCGAGACCGCCGCCAAAGCCGAUGCCGUGAAGGCGGAGCCGGCGCCGGGCGGCGCGGCGCGCCCGCCGGCCGGCGGCACGCUCUCGCUGCUGGCCGACGUGGCGCUCUCCCGGCUGUCCUCGGACGACAGUGACAGCGACUCGGACGGCUCGGACGGCGGCGGCGGCUCGCUGGCGCUGCGGAGGCUGCUCGUACCGGGCGCGUCGGCAGACGCCAGGCCGCGGCCGGCGCGCAAGGAGCGGCCGCGCCGCCCCGGCUGGUCCAUGGGCGACUUGCUGGACGAGCUGCUGGACAAGGUGUCGGCGCGCUGCGGGGCGGCCGCGCCGGCCAGCCACGCGGCCGCCGGCCCGGCGGCACUGCAGCACUUUGUGCGGCGCGCCACCAGCCGGCGCGGCUUCCGCGAGCGGCUUCCGAUCCGGAUCAUGACGCUGGGUGAGUCGACCCGGCUGUACCCGAACGUGCGCCACGCGUGGCUCUGCGACGGGAAGCUGCUGCGGCUGCACGAGUCCACGGCGCCGGACAGCGAGCGCCUGUUCCGCGACCAGUGGAAGCGCGGCCAGCCGGUGCUGUGCUCCAACAUCGGCGGCGGCCUGGACCGCUCGCUGUGGUCGGUGGACGCCUUCAUCCGCGACUUUGGCGACGUGCGCAACGACCUCAUCAACUGUCGCACGGGCAACAUCGUGCCCAACCAGCCGAUGCGUCGCUUCUGGGAGGGCUUCGAGAGCGUGACGCGCCGGCUGCGCGACGACAAGGGCCAGCCUAUGAUCCUGAAGCUGAAGGACUGGCCGCCGGGCGAGGACUUUGCUGACAUGAUGCCGCGCCGCUUCUCUGACCUGAUGUCGGUGCUGCCGAUGACCGAGUACACGCGCCGGGACGGUCGGCUCAACCUCGCCUCCUGUCUGCCGGACAUCUUCGUGCGGCCCGACCUGGGGCCCAAGAUGUACAUCGCCUACGGGUGCGCGCUGCACCCGAGCAAGGCCUCCACCAACCUGCACCUGGACGUGUCUGACGCCGUCAACAUCAUGGUGUACGUGGGCAUCCCGGCCGACGGCGACGCCGACAACGCCGAGGCGCUGCGGGCCAUCGACGAGGCCGGCUGCGACCAGCUGACCAAGCGCCGCGUGCGCGACGAGCUGCCGGGCGCGCUGUGGCACAUCUACCACGCCGCCGACGCUGACAAAAUCCGAGACCUGCUCAACAAGGUGGCCAUUGAGCGCGGGGACCAGCUGGAGCCGCACCACGACCCGAUCCACGACCAGAGCUGGUACUUGGACGGCCCGCUGCGCCGCCGACUCUACGAGGAGUACCGCGUCGAGGGCUACCCGAUCGUGCAGUGUGCCGGCGACGCCGUGUUCAUCCCUGCUGGCGCGCCGCACCAGGUGCGCAACCUGCACUCGUGCAUCAAGGUGGCCGAGGACUUUGUCUCGCCGGAGAACAUCGGCCACUGCUUCGACCUGACGCAGGAGUUCCGCUCCCUCUCCGACACGCACACCAACCACGAGGACAAGCUGCAGAUCAAGAACAUCAUCUACCACGCCAUGAAGGACGCUGUCUCCUGCCUGCUGGGCGCCGCGCGCGCCGACAGCGCGGCGCCCACCGUGAAGGGGGAGCGCGGCGCGGACGACGCUCUCAGCUGAGCUGCCGGCUGCUGGCGGCGGUCCCGGCUCUUCUCGCCGAGCGGCGCCGCGGCAGUGAGGUGCGGGCCGCCAGCUGCCGGCGGUCAGGACGGGUUUGGGGUGUGACCCCGGCACCGGCGAUUAUGGUGGGUCGGAGGUGCCAGGUCCCCGACCCCGGGACCCGGCACCAGCGGUCGGACGGACGGACGGGUCGCAGGUGCCUGGUCCCGGCAGGGACGGUGUCCGUGUGUGUGCCGUGGGACGGGAUGGCCGGAGUCUGUCUCGGCCGGGACGGGGCGAGUUCGGGCGAUCUCUGCAGACCGUGGUGGCGCCGACAGUCGCACAGCACAGCACGCCUGGCUGUUAUAGGAGCGGUGUUUUGGACGCCAGCGUCCGUCCCUGAACUUCCUUCAGCGCUCCCCUCCCUCCCUCCCUCCCUCCCUGCCUGCCUCUGGUACCAAACACUGCCAGGUCCGCUUACAAGUCAAUAAGACACGCUGAAUGCAAGGAAACACUUCUGCAGUCUCCCUGGGACAUUGUCGACUGCCUGUUUGUGCCAGGUAUCGCCGUGUCUUUGUCUCUAUCUCAGACGAGUUGGAGCAAUCGAAACAUAGUGAAACGACUGGUGGGAUGCUCCAUUCAGUCCAUGAGCUUGAAUGUGAUUGACAUAUUUUCGGCCAGAAAGUCGGAUGCUGUGAACCUUUGAGUGCAAAAAGCAUCUGCCAUUUUCGUCACACCGCGUGUUAAUGCACUGUCAUUAUCACUCUGUUGGCAGACCUGUUCUUAGCGCUGUGUACAUUGUGUGUAUUUGAAGUGGCGUAUUGUGCGGUAGCGGGGCGCGCAGUAGCUCUGUCGGACUAGCGCCGGCUGUCUGACAGGGCCCUGGCCAGGCCUUGUCCGUUUUAUGCGACUGAAGGGGCGCCGGGUGCUCCGCCGCCUUUCGGUACGCAAUAUAAAAUCGUUCUUAU